GGAGAUUUUUUCCGGUCACAAGUAAACAAGAUGACGUCUGGCAGCAGGUCGAGUGAAAACGACUUCCGUCGGAAAUGGGACAAAGACGAGUACGAGAACCUCGCCCAGAAACGUCUGGUGGAGGAGAGGGAGCGUGAAUGGCGAGAUGGAAAAACUGCGCCGCCGGUCAAGCGGGACCUCCUGCAUCACCGGGACUACACGGUGGACCUCGAGUCCAAACUGGGGAAGACCAUCAUCAUCACCAAGACCACACCGCAGGCCGAGAUGGGCGGGUAUUACUGUAACGUGUGCGACUGUGUGGUCAAAGACUCCAUCAACUUCCUGGAUCACAUCAAUGGCAAAAAACAUCAGAGGAACCUGGGCAUGUCGAUGCGGGUGGAGCGCUUGUCUCUUGAUCAGGUGAAGAAGAGAUUCGAGGUGAACAAGAAGAAGUUGGAGGAGAAGCAGAAGGAGUACGACUUCGAGGAGCGCAUGAAGGAGCUGCGGGAGGAGGAGGAGAAGGUGAAGGCGUACAAGAAGGAGAAGCAGAAGGAGCGGAAGCGACGGGCGGAGGAGGACGUGGACUUCGAGGAGGACGAAGAGAUGGCGACAGUAAUGGGCUUCUCUGGCUUCGGCUCGUCCAAGAAGAGCCACUGAAGCUCCGCCUCUCUCAGGCAGGAAGCAGGUUUCUGCCCCGCCCUCUCUACAUCAGGCGGCGGUUCGGACUUAGGCGG
Molecule: messenger RNA, 713 nt
Organism: Haplochromis burtoni (Burton's mouthbrooder)
Lineage: Eukaryota; Metazoa; Chordata; Actinopteri; Cichliformes; Cichlidae
Product: zinc finger matrin-type protein 2-like
Exons: 1
Coding region: 31-636 (201 amino acids)
Biological process (GO): mRNA splicing, via spliceosome
Cellular component (GO): U4/U6 x U5 tri-snRNP complex; spliceosomal complex
Molecular function (GO): zinc ion binding; nucleic acid binding
Source: RefSeq, a predicted model, not a curated record